AUGAUCGGAUUUGGGUCUCCUUUCAAUUUAAUUAGAAUUGCUUUGUUUAAUUUAUAAAUCCAAUUAAUUUAAAUAAGAUUUAUUUUCCUAUAUUUUUAUUAAACUUAUAUUUAUAACCAUAUAAAAUGCCUCUAUAAAAUGAUUCAAUUAAAUAAGAUAAUUUUAGCCAAUAAUACGAUGGGACUCAUCCUUUGUCAUAAUAUACAUUCUAAAAAUAAGAAACUGUCAUUUGUUCAUGAUCAUGCAGAAUAAUUAAAUAGAUAAAGUUAGAAAUAACAAUUAGACCUACCAUAUAGACACUAUAUAAGCAAGAGUAAUUACAUAGCAAGUGCAUUACCUCAUGCACCAUGCAAAUUUAAUUUAAAGAGAGGUGUAAUGUUAGCGUAAGGAAUAGGUAAUGUUAUAUAUAUUAUAUUAGGUCACAGCUCUAUAAUGUAAAGAAGAUUCUUAGAAAAAUUAAAUUUGAACAGCUCUUACUUUCACUCUCAAGCACUAAUAAUAGUAAAUCCGUAAUGA
Paramecium pentaurelia is the source of this 516-nucleotide messenger RNA. The record is from the annotation of a GenBank genome assembly. NCBI's taxonomy places the organism in Eukaryota, Ciliophora, Oligohymenophorea, Peniculida, Parameciidae.